This is a messenger RNA of Pungitius pungitius (ninespine stickleback), 1548 nucleotides long. Its product is annotated as actin, cytoplasmic 3-like. The transcript is spliced from 9 exons. Bases 75 to 1202 code for a protein of 375 amino acids. The record is from RefSeq and is a predicted model, not a curated record. NCBI's taxonomy places the organism in Eukaryota, Metazoa, Chordata, Actinopteri, Perciformes, Gasterosteidae.
GGUGCGCUCCGUCACGAGGAAGCGCAUCAACAUUCACCUGCUCGGCUCCGCACGCGACACUCACCUGCUCAGAAAUGGAAGACGAUAUUGCUGCCCUGGUUGUCGACAAUGGCUCCGGCAUGUGCAAAGCCGGUUUUGCCGGUGACGACGCCCCCCGAGCCGUCUUCCCCUCCAUCGUGGGUCGCCCCAGACAUCAGGGUGUGAUGGUGGGCAUGGGACAGAAGGACAGCUACGUGGGGGACGAAGCCCAGAGCAAGAGAGGCAUCCUGACCCUCAAGUACCCCAUCGAGCACGGCAUCGUCACCAACUGGGACGACAUGGAGAAGAUCUGGCAUCACACCUUCUACAACGAGCUCCGUGUUGCACCUGAGGAGCAUCCUGUCCUUCUGACCGAAGCUCCACUCAACCCCAAAGCCAACAGGGAGAAGAUGACACAGAUCAUGUUUGAGACCUUCAACUGUCCCGCCAUGUACGUGGCCAUCCAGGCCGUCCUGUCCCUGUACGCCUCCGGUCGCACCACAGGUAUUGUGAUGGACUCCGGUGACGGCGUCAGCCACACUGUGCCCAUCUACGAGGGUUACGCCCUUCCUCACGCCAUCCUCCGUCUGGAUCUGGCUGGCAGAGAUCUGACUGACUAUCUGAUGAAGAUCCUCACAGAGAGAGGCUACAGCUUCACCACCACGGCUGAGCGUGAGAUUGUGCGAGACAUCAAGGAGAAGCUGUGCUACGUGGCGCUGGACUUUGAGCAGGAGAUGCAGACGGCCUCCUCCUCUUCCUCCCUGGAGAAGAGCUAUGAGCUUCCUGACGGACAGGUCAUCACCAUCGGCAACGAGAGGUUCCGCUGCCCCGAGGCGCUGUUCCAGCCCUCGUUCCUUGGAAUGGAGUCUGCUGGCAUCCACGAGACGACCUACAACAGCAUCAUGAAGUGUGACGUGGACAUCCGUAAGGACCUGUACGCCAACACCGUGCUGUCCGGUGGCACCACCAUGUACCCCGGCAUCGCCGACCGAAUGCAGAAGGAGAUCACCGCCCUGGCCCCGCCCACCAUGAAGAUCAAGAUCGUCGCUCCCCCAGAGAGGAAGUACUCCGUCUGGAUCGGCGGCUCCAUCCUGGCCUCCCUCUCCACCUUCCAGCAGAUGUGGAUCAGCAAGCAGGAGUACGACGAGUCCGGCCCCUCCAUCGUGCACCGCAAGUGCUUCUAGAGAAGCUCCCCUUCCCCAGCGGGGGACUUGGACCUGCUUCACCAUGGUUCCGGUCUCUGGUUCUUCUUGUGAACAGACUUGAAGCUACCAAAUGCCACACGGAUGAUGAUGACUCGACCUCCUGGUUUACGUUUAACGUGUCUGAACCUCACACCAACCAUUUCUGACCAUGCGCCUCCAACUCUGCUCUCAGCUUCUCACCUUCUGGUGAUACAAACAGUAUUAUCACUGAACGUCUCUUUCUACCUCUACAAUGCAAUGAAUUGUGCUUUUGUCUUCUAAACAGUUUCUGUCAGUGUUGAGCUGUAUAAAUGUUCACUGAAAUAAAAUGCAGCCGACAACCAAA